Molecule: messenger RNA, 387 nt
Organism: Moesziomyces aphidis
Lineage: Eukaryota; Fungi; Basidiomycota; Ustilaginomycetes; Ustilaginales; Ustilaginaceae
Source: the annotation of a GenBank genome assembly
AUGGGCGGGCGGAUGCUCAGCUCGGCUGGCCCGCACCGCUGCUGCUGCUGCUGCUCUCUCUCUCUAUCACCAUCCACCCCGUCGGCACUCCCAUCCGCUUCAUCUCGCCUCGUCACCAUCCUCCGCACGUCGAGAUCUUCGGAAUCGACCGAGAUCGCACGUCUACUGUACCUCGCUGCUACUGCACCGUGGGGAUCUCACGCCACCACACUCAAGCUCGCAUAUCCACUCUCUGCACGCGCAACAUCCGCCCGCGCCUUCAUCUCGGCGCGUAUCGCAUCCGCUGCCCGUUCAUCAAUCGUCAUCGGCACCGCGACGCUCGAUACUGUACCGUUGCAGUCGUUGCGCUCAACAAUGCUGUCUUGCCCGCCAGCGGCAUCCCAUUAA